Messenger RNA from Oikopleura dioica, 867 nucleotides. Lineage: Eukaryota; Metazoa; Chordata; Appendicularia; Copelata; Oikopleuridae. The record is from the annotation of a GenBank genome assembly.
AUGGCUGCGCGUCGCCCGACUACGAUUCAGCUCGGCAGGCUCACAAACGAUUAUGAACUCGGGGAAUACUUAGCAUCAGGAGGAUGCGGGACUGUAAUGAUGUGUAAAAAGAGGGGCGACAACGAAAACAAGCAAUACGUCCUAAAGUAUAUGGACCUCAAUGAGCUCACUACAAACAAAGCGAACGGUGCCCAACGUGAAGCCGAGCUGAUGCAAAAUAUUAACCAUCCAAAUAUUGUUACGUUGUAUGAGGUUUUUGAAUGCGAUAACAAGCUGCAUCUUGUGAUGGAAUAUUGCGACAGAGGGGACUUGAGAGACAGAAUCACUGAAAGGAGAUACAAAAGGCGACCCUUUAACUAUUCUCUUAUUCGAAGAUGGAUGCUGCAGCUUGCAAAGGGUGUCAAGGCGCUGCAUGAAGCAGGAAUCGUUCACCGAGACAUCAAACCUGAAAAUAUUUUCCUGACUGGACAUACUGAUGAUAUUCGAAUCGGCGAUUUGGGCAUCUCGAGGAAAAUUGAGACUAAUCAGCGCGCGAAAACACGAAUCGGAACGCCGCGAUACGUCUCGCCAGAAGUUCUGAAAGGAGUUCCAUACAGUUUCGAAACGGACAUCUGGUCACUUGGAGUGAUGCUGAUCGAAAUGUGCACGCUGCAAAAAGUCGUUGUAAAGUUGAAAAGGAAACAGAAAAAUUUCCUUUGCUGGAAAAGAGACGUCACUGUGGUCGACGUUCCCGAUAUCCCGAAAAUGUAUGGAUCAGAGAUCAUGGCUAUUGCGAAGAAAAUGCUCAAGGAAGAUCCGCUCGCUAGACCGACGGCAUCUGAAUUACUCAAUAUGAUAACGAAUCUACCUGUAACCGCCAAAGAAUAG